This is a messenger RNA of Trichoderma aggressivum f. europaeum, 462 nucleotides long. RefSeq lists its product as uncharacterized. The record is from RefSeq and is a predicted model, not a curated record. Lineage: Eukaryota; Fungi; Ascomycota; Sordariomycetes; Hypocreales; Hypocreaceae. Gene Ontology annotation, cellular component: EKC/KEOPS complex. The transcript has a single exon. The coding region runs from base 1 to 462 and encodes 153 amino acids.
AUGAGUUCCGAUCCCAAGUUCCCAUGCAGCAUGCAAGUUAAUUUCCCCUCACUCCUCCCGUUACCCUGCCAAUCAACUGCCAUCCACCUCCAUCUCCAUCAUUGCAUUAUCUCUCCAUGGCUAACACAAACAUCGCGACCCCUCAACAGACAGCUGCGCAUCCCCUUCCCUACGCCCCGCCUCGCCUCCACGGCCCUCAAGGCCCUCCAAGUCGACCCCGAACUCUCGCCCCUCGUCCAAAGACAUGUCUCCGUCGUCUCGUCCUCGUCCUCAUCCACCAGCCCCAGCUCCGGCGACCAUGCCGAGGUGCUGCUAGUAGAAUACCAGGCCACGACCAACCGCAUGCUGCGAGUCGCCGUCAACUCCUUCAUGGAAGGCCUCAAGCUGGUCUUGGAAGUCAUGGAGCAGUUGGACGUCGACGUAUUAGCUGCAGAAAAGGCAAAUCCAAUAAAGUCUCCGUGA